AUGAGUUCUCAAGAAUAUCUAAAUCUCCAGCAAAGCCAAAACCUCCAACCAAAUCAAAAACAUAUUGAAGUUUUCAUCUUCAAAAAAAUGAGUUCCCGAACGCGUCAAAAGCUAAAAUAUGCUGGAAAAUUAUUUGACAUCGGUCAAAAAAUUCAUAUGUAUGUUCAUACUACUCUGGGCACCUACUAUGUGCUAAGAUCAAUUGAUUUUAGCCAAGCGGUAUAUAUCGUGGAGUAUUUGACUUUCCUAUUGAUCGCUAAUGAAGCCGAAGAUUUAUUAAAAUUAAAAGAAUUAGUUUUUAAAAGCGCCCAAAAGCUGGAAAUCAACAUCGAAGAG
Molecule: messenger RNA, 336 nt
Organism: Racocetra persica
Lineage: Eukaryota; Fungi; Glomeromycota; Glomeromycetes; Diversisporales; Gigasporaceae
Source: the annotation of a GenBank genome assembly